AAUUAUAUAUACUACUAGUUUUGCCACAUUUUUGAGACACAAUACAACUUCUUUUCUGUGUUUCAAUACACAUACAUAUAUUGCACCUUGUCAUCCUAGUAAGUUGUAAAACAACAACAACAACAACAAAAAUGGCUCUACAAAAUGCACAGCAAAAUAAAGAUAUGAACUUACUUUUGUCAAGUGAUGCUAAGCCUAGAUUAAAAUGGACUCCUGAUCUCCACCAACAAUUCAUCGAUGCAGUCGCUCAACUAGGAGGUCCAGAGGAGGCAACACCAAAAUCAUUGAUGAGAGUGAUGAAUAUUCAUGGGCUAACUUUAUAUCACCUCAAGAGUCAUUUGCAGAAAUAUCGUCUUGGGAAAAGUCAAGCCACUGAUCAAUCUUUUGAUGACAACAAACAAGAAGGUAAGUUGGAGUUGUGCGCAACAGUACCUGAAAAUACAAAGGAAAAUGAAAUCUCAAGAGGCUUAAAUCAGAGGACUUAUUUUGAUGCAGAAUUCAGAGAGCCUCAGAGUGAUAAGUUAUAUUUGGACAAUUGUGAUGGAGCUCAGAAUCAAAUGAAUGAGAGUUUGCAAAUAGCAAGAGCUUUACAAAUGCAAAUGGAGGUCCAGAGGAAACUUCAUCAACAGAUUGAGGUACAAAGACAUUUACAACUGAGGAUAGAAGCUCAAGGCAAGUAUUUACAAUCAGUUUUGAAGAAAGCACAGGAAACACUAGCAGGAUAUGGUACUUCUUCAGUUGGAGUAGAACUUGCUAAAGCUGAACUCUCUCAAUUAGUUUCAAUGGUUAACAUGGGUUGUUGUCCAACUUCUCCAUUAUCAGCAAUAACAGAAAUUGAUGGUUCAAUCUCAAAAGAUACAGAAAGAAAGCAAUUGAAUGGUGAAAUCUUGUGUUCACUCGAAAGCUCUUUAACAUCUUCUGAGAGCUCAGCAAGGAAAGAAGAUCAGAAUAAUACGCGGAACACGAAUACUUCUAUUGCUCUCUCAUUGAAUCCAGAAACUAAAGAAAAAAAGAGGAGAAGAAAUAAUAUUUGUGUUGAACAACCAUCUAGUAAAAGAUGCCACAGUCAAAGAAGUGAUGGAAAUUUGGCCAAGAUUGAAUUUUCGGAGACCAUUUGUUUGAAUAGUAUGUGCCCAAAUGACUAUGAACAUGGUCCAAAAGAUAUAGACUUGAACAAGGAAGUAGAGCAAUUUCAAUGGUUAUAGUUAUUGUAUCUUGUAAUUUCAUUAGUAGAUAUAUGCUUCUAAGCUUAUACUUUAUUUCCUAUAUAGUCAUUUGAUUCCUACAGCUAGUAUGUUGUUUAUAGAGAAGUAUAUGUAUAUUGUUUUGUGAAUGAAACUGAAAGAACUUUUCAAAGUA
Nicotiana tabacum (common tobacco) is the source of this 1359-nucleotide messenger RNA. RefSeq names its product myb family transcription factor PHL8-like. Gene Ontology annotation, molecular function: DNA binding; DNA-binding transcription factor activity. The record is from RefSeq and is a predicted model, not a curated record. NCBI's taxonomy places the organism in Eukaryota, Viridiplantae, Streptophyta, Magnoliopsida, Solanales, Solanaceae.